Molecule: messenger RNA, 6318 nt
Organism: Alligator sinensis (Chinese alligator)
Lineage: Eukaryota; Metazoa; Chordata; Crocodylia; Alligatoridae
Gene: PRR35
Product: proline rich 35
Exons: 4
Coding region: 456-2960 (834 amino acids)
Source: RefSeq, a predicted model, not a curated record
CUUCGUUGGAUUGUGCUUCUGUUCCCGAGUUUGAUGUAUUCGAGAAACACACAUAUACAUGCUAUGAAGGAAUUGCUUUCAUAACCACUACACCCAGCUACGUGGGCCUGUGGCAGGUGCGGGUGUGCCCGGCGAGACCUCUUUCCUCACAUCCACCCCCAGCCCAUCCACCCCACCUGCAGCAUUUCCCUGCCGUGCCCUCCCUGCCCGGGCGAUCACAGGAGGCGUUGGGGGUGAGCAGGCAGACUAGUGAGCAGGGCAGUCGGGGGGUGAGUCCACUACAAUGGGUAAAAGAGGUGCUGACAACAUCAAAACCUGAUGUGAAAUGUAAAGACGGAAAGAAUUGAAAAAGGGGGUACAACAAUUCCAGGCGAGGUGUGGGACCAUUAGCAUCUGCAACCAAUUCUGCUGUGUCCUAAAAAAAACCUGUUGGAGGAACAGCCAUCCCAGCAGUCAUGUCAAAGGAUGAAGUAAGCUGCAAGUUGACUUCAGUCUACAAGCACAAGGAGCGUAAGCCUAAAAAGCCACAUUACAUCCCAAGGCCAUGGGGGAAGCCCUACAACUACAAGUGCUUCCAGUGCCCUUUCACCUGCAUGGAGAAGUCCCAUCUCUAUAACCACAUGAAGUACAGCCUCUGUAAGAACUCACUCUCACUGCUUAUUGAGUCUGACUGGCCCUACAAAAAAGGAAACUUGCUGCACCCUGAGCUUCGCCUCCUACAGGCCACAGAGACAUCUCGGCUCCGUGGCAGGAGGGAUGAGCAAGAAGCCUGUGACUCUUCAGCUGCAGCAGGAGUGAUGGCUAAUCCAAAGCAAGCCGCAGAUGGAGAUGAUGAGGGAGACAAGCCAGCACCAGAAGCUGAAGUCCUGCCCUCAGAAGGGAUCAAUGAAGAAGCCAGCCAUUUUCAAGAGGAGGAGGAAGACAUGACUGGGCUGCUGAGAGAGAUGGAUUCAGCUGAGAAGAAGGAGAAAGCAAAGGAGGAGGCAGGUGAUCCUUCUGAACCAGAGGUGAACACCCUGGUCUUUGGAUUCAAGAACAAAAGGGACAAGCCUUGCAAAGAGGUUGAGCCUGAUUUCAUCAUCACAGAUGUCUUCUCACUGAAGAACCACAUGAUGAAGGGCAAGGAAACUCCUUCUCCAGACUUAGAAGCCAAGCCAAAGCAUUGCAAGGUGCCAAAGAAAUGCCUGGGGAGCAGCGGGAUUCUCAUGGAGCAGUGGAAGCUGGUUGCUAAUGGGCAAAGAAGAGGUACCAACGAUGUCUCCCCACCAUGUACUGAAGGCAACAUCAUCCCCUGCUAUCCCCCUCCAGCCUAUGGUGAUUACCAUGAACCUCAUGGCCUGAACCUCUCACUGCUGGGCAUUAACUACCCGCUGAACCCCAGCCUCUUUUCCUAUCUAGGUCCCACCAUGACCAACAGUGCCACAGCCCACCCCCACCUCACACAGCUACCCUUCCUAGCCUCCACUGCUCAGCUGAUGCACCCACAUUCCACUCACUUCCAGCCCCUCCAGCACCCUGAGAGAUCAGCCUUCCUGCCCCGUUUCUACUACCCCUUGCUCUUUGAACAUACCUUUGGCUCCACUGAAAGCAAGACAGCUGCAGGCAAACCAGAGGCCCGGCAGCCAGCAGGGUCAGCCAUGCCAUCUCCUCCCCAACCCCAAACUGCCAGUGAACCCCAGAAAGCAGGACUGCUGAAGGUGCCAGUGCUGAAGACCAAUUUUCCUUGGGCGAAAGGUGUCCGAGAGGAAGAAGAGGAGAAAUGGUUGCCCCAAGAAAAAGAAAGCAGUCCAGCUUUGGGCAUCAACAGCUUGCGCAAAAAGCCAGCACCUGAUGUCUACCAGAAUCUUGUGGGGAUAAAGGAUGGUGUCUUUCUCCCCAACAGCAUCAGGAAGGCAGAGUUACCAGUGGUCACUUGCCUGGAGAAUGCUGGUGCUCCAGUCAGCUCUCUGAAGAGGAAGUUCAUUGGGAGUGGGCUUGAUUUUAUGCCACCUGACACACUGAUUCCUGGAAAACUAGGCUAUCAAUCCAGCACUUUGAGAAUGACCCCUGCCCAGCUCCCAAAGUCCCUGGACCGCUGGCACAUGGAGUUCCACACUCGUCCAACUGAAGAGCAAGCGAAAACUAGUGGCCCAGAAGUUGUGUCCCCAGCAAUCACCCCCUCGGAUCACACCCCGUGUAAGCAGAGCAAAGUGCAAGAGACUUCAGCCAGCAAAACAGACCCCGAGACCACCACCCUGCUCAUUGGGGAUCUGUCAAAAACCCUUGAGGAGUACCAGGAGGUGGAGAAGAAACUCUCUGACCUGGCAAAAGAGGACACCCCUGGACAAAAGCACCUGAGAGAGCAGCUAGUCAAAAUCCGAAGGGAACUCUACCACAUCCACCAGGCACUAGAGAAAGCCACCAAGCCCCAUGAAGGCCCCUUGGACCUCUCAGUGAAAAGAUCCUCAGAAGGGCUUGAGAAGGGCCACCAGGCCAAGAAAGAUGCCUAUAACAUUAGUAUAGGAGGUGAGAAGCUCCAGAGCAAAGACCAAGGCGCUAUCAACAAGUGUGUAGCAGCUGGAGAACCUGGAGAUGGGGAUGGAAUGCCAAGUUGCCUUCUUGAGGCUGAGAACAAAACCAUUGAUCUGCUGAUCAAGAUGAGCCGGUCAGAGAACCUCCGGGCAUCGUCUACCGAGGCUCAUCUGGGUGCCGUUAUCAAAGCUGAGGUGCUGCCCCUCAACGUGCCCCUGGAGCUCCGACAUGUGAUGGAACCCUACUAUAGCCGCACCACCAAGUGUGAGGCAGACUCCAGCGUGCUGCUCUGCACAGAUGGGCGCUCCAGCACCACCCAAGGCCCUCAGCUCCCUGUGACUGAGGAUGGCCCACUGAGCUGCCAGGCCAUGCAGCGCUCCCUGUCCUGUGGUCUUCCCAACGACACAGAUGCAGUGUGUAUCCACAGCCCUUUAAACCCGGACCCAUGAUCCAACCUGGCACCUGCUCUCAGCACUUGGAUUUCUCUAAUUACCUUCUUCUUGCUCUCAACCCUGCCAGUCCCAUUUCCCCGACAAAGGCUUAGCCACUACCCGACUGUGAGGCCACGUAGCACUGUGCUCUUGUUAACUCCCUGUGACAGAAUCCAUGAGGUGUAAACAACACUUCCCCUCACCGUCCCUCUUCCCACUGCUAAGGACAGUGCUCGUGGGCUCUGCAUGUACACAGUUACAACUCCCUGAGCCCAGGAGCUGCUUCAAAGGGAAUGCAAACCAGCAGGCCAGGGAGUCUUUUCAAAGGGCAGGUGCAACUGAGACUGAGCUAUCUCCCUGCUUCCUACCAGGGGUUUGCUGACAAUGGGAGGGGAGUCUUUAUGGCUGACUGUAGAGGCCUGAGGAGACCAACAUCUAUGACCUGGGGAAGCGAAUCUGCAAAGCCUGAGACAGAUAAGCUGAGACAGGCUGGGGGCCUGCUGAGCCUACAGGACAUGCAGCUGAUAAUUGUGACUAUCAUGUCUUAUAAAGCAGAUCCGGGGAACUGACAGUUGGUUUGGGGUGGCCAUCAGGAACAGGCACCCACAUUAACCUAGCUGGACACCAAUAGUUCCAGCUGCUCCUGAUAAUAAACACAAGAACAGAAGCAAGAGUAUGUCUCUGGCCAUAAGUACAAGCUGGAUCCUGCAGGAGAGACUUGACAAUGGGGCAUCUUCUCCCCUUUGACCAUAGUUUCAAAAGGGCCCUGCAGCUGGAGGGACAUGUCAUGCUCCUGUAGAGCAAUGGAAUAAUGGUCUUUCUGAGGACCUGGAUGCCCACAGAGCAUCUGGACAUUUCCUUUGCUUUGCAUUUAUAUCAUGUUCCCUUCCCUGUACUUCAGUGUUCAGAGUGAAGGCCCCAGAUUCAAUCCUUGUCCCCACAGCCAGUCCUAUGAACUCCUUUUUGUUUGUCCUAAAAUAAAUCCUCUCUAUGCAGUCCAUGAAACCUGAUAGUAUAGGAAGGCAGAAAUCAGUGACAUAAUCAGUGAGGAUGAUGAGGGGGCAAUGAGAGCUACUUCAGAACCUGUUAUCAGGGAGGCAGCUCUUUUUCAAAUCAUGAUUUGAAAGACACUUCAGCUCUCCAACCCUGCUAGACAGUCCACAUGGCCUGCUGGUCCCAAGCUGGCACUCCAGGAUGCCUUCUGACUUCCUGUCAAUCCCUUAGGCAGAAGAGGCCUCCAUGAGAAGUUCUGGGUCAACAGGGUUGGAAUUGGCUGCCCCACAGGCCAGCAAGCCAUUCUGUGAUCUUCACUAUUGAUUAUGCAUUAGACUGAAGCACUCUGAAACUCCAUCUUCUCCCCUUCCUCCCUGUGCAUCUCUUGGAGGCCUCCUCCUCCUCUUUGAAUGGUAAGAUAUCAGUCCUUUGAUAUCCAUCCCAGGGGUCUCAUGCCACCCAGCUCACUCCUGUUGCUACCCAUUUUUCAGUGGCAACAAAGAAAGGAUGGAUUCAGCACAGGAAUCACAGAUUGCUUAUCUGCAGAGACAUGACUAUGGUUCAGGAGAAUAGCUGUUCACCCUCUCCUCUCCCCUCCUUUGGACAGAAAAAUGGAAUUUCUAGGACUCCCCUGGCCUUCUGCAGGGGCAUCAUUAAAACUAUUGAAUCCUGAUUUAUGUUCUUCCAAACACACAGGCUGUAUUCAUCAAGGAACUGAACAGCUGAUGUCCCUUUCUCUGCCUCUCCCAUCUUUACAGCUACCCAGUCUAGUCCCCUCCAUGAAAGAGACAGGGGCAUCCAUAAUCUAGUCCAGAGACCCAUUACUGAAUUCAAUGGAUGGGUGGUUCUUUUACUUGGAAGAACAAAAGAUGGGGGAAGCUGGUAAAAAUACAGCAACCCCAAAAGGAGGAGCAGCAGCCACAGAAUAGUGUGAGCCUUGCUGUUCUCUGUGGAAGGAGAAUUGAACAUGGAGAGUUUUGCUUCAAUUAAGUGAAAAAGGAAGGUCUUCAGAUGAGACCUGAAACUCCCAUGUAUUCUGUGGACCUCUGAGGAGGCACAAUUUUUUCAGCUGGGGAUAUCACAUAGCACUAAGGAUCUGGCGACUGAGUGCAUGGGGAGAGAGCACCCACUUGAUCUAAAAGGUUUGUUUCUAUACAGUCCCACCUGACAAGCGGAUGUGGGGAAGGACUUUGGUCAGGGAAUGCAGGCUGAUGCCAUGACCUGCUUAUUUUUAAAGUGCUCCGAGACACUUUAAUUAUCUACACAGUUAGCAGACUUUGCUUCUUGGAAAGGUGACCUAAAUACAGAGGUGUCAGUAAAUGGAGAACACCCCAACUGCAAAGGACAGUUUCUUCAGCAGCAUAGUGCUGCAGCCCUGAGGAGCAUGCUGGGGAAUAAGGCAGCAAAUAAUACAUAUCUCAGUGGUAAGGGUUUGCAUUUCCAACUGUACCCCAGGAUCCCUGAGACUAUGUCAGGGCAAUGCACUUUCUUGCUAUGAAGACACAACAUAAGCCUCAGUCCUUAUACUAGUGGCACAGAAACCUUGGUCUUUAAAGCAGGAAGCAAGAGAGGUGGGUCGUGCCUCCAUCACUCAUUGUUUUGUUUCUGUGCACCAGCAAAAUGUUUGCAUGUUGUAAAGUCAUUGACAUACUCACCACUUGUUCUUCUGCCCAGCUAAUGCAAGGGGAGACAUGACAAAUAACAGUUUUCAAAAGGGAAAGAUUCCAUGUUCCCAAAAUGCCUUUCCCUCCCCAAGCUAACCAUAGCCUCCUUUUCCCUUUGCACUAAUAUCAAGACACUCAGAAUUAUAUUGUCCCAGCUGGAGUGUAGCAGACCUUUGGCCUAUGGGAGGCACCAGAAGAAAGAGAUGGCUCUUGACUUUUAUAGAUCCCCAGAAGGGGCAACUAAACACAUGAUUUUCUUCCACUGACUUCAAUGGGAACAGAAUCACACACCCAGAGUUCAAGCACCCCACCCAAACACUAAACCAGGCCCAGAGCUGGGAUCAACACUCAGGAACAUCUGGUUUCCAGUUUCACACACAGACCACUAGGCUAUACUGCCUUUUAAAGCCCCAAAUAUACCCAAGUGGAUAUAUUGCUUGAAUACGGGGAAUCCUUCACCACCCAUCUCCUCACUCCCAGCCUUCCACUGAAAUGCAGCCACCAGUCACACACCACAGAAAUGCCCAAGGUCUCCUUCUUGAAGCGUUGUUGCCCUGUGUAUCAGCUAUCAACAGCCAAUCAUUGCAGAGCAAUUUAUUUUAAUGGAAGACAAGUGCUACUGUGGGGAGAGACUGGUACAUGGACUGCGUGGCAGAUAGAGACUAGUCACGUAUUAUUUAUUGUUCACAAUAUUAAGAAUGUAUAAAUAUUAAAAAAUG